AUGGCGCGGAUCACGGAAGCCAAUGGGCGAGGCUCGCCGUCAGAAGUUUUCUCCACGAAUAUCCUCCAAAUGGAGAACGGAAAGAAGCCCAAGAAGCCCUCGCAACGCUUCAAAAACUUGGCCAUAUUGGCCGCCAUUCUCUGUGUUCUCUUCAUGAUCGCGACAGUCGCGUUGGCCAUCAUGUUGGGCAUGAAGAUGAAGCAGUUCAAGACGUUGGAUGAUGAGGUAAAUCUGCUUCUUUUUAAUCCUUUUUCGCUCCAACUUUUACUUUUUCGGAAGUCUUUAAUCUCUAUUGUCAUUUCCAACGCUUUGUUGCGUCUGCGCCAACCGAAUGGGGGUAGAAAAUAAUGUUUGAAAUUGAAUAUUUCAGUCGCCCUCAGUGUCUCCCAUUGAGAAACCCUGUUCCUCGGAUAAAUUGGAUUGGCCAGAGCCCAGUGGGUCCCUCGGAGCUCAAUACAAGAAAGCGGCCAUCGCGACGGAUCAUGGAUUCUGCAGUGAAAUUGGAAGGUAGGGAGGUUAUUUACAGCGGGUCUGCUCGAAUGGGAUGCUCAGAUUUUAAAGAAAUUUGGCCGAAAAUUAAAUUCAACUGUUCCAUGACACAUAAGACAGGUUUAGAACGCGUUUUGCAGAAUCAACGGAAACUUUAAGGCGGAAGUAAAUGCAACACUUUCCGGAUUUUCGUUGUAAACAUUUUUGGUUCACUGAGCGACUAAUUUACCUACAAUAUUUUCCAUGCGAGAAAAAGACGAAAAACUUCUUUGCCUCAAGCUAAAUAUUUUUGGAAUUGUGACAUGAUCUAGGCCCAAUAUGAGCGCAAAAUUUAAAGACAAUGUGAGCGUCGAAUUUCGAGCACCCCAUCAAGUCAAAUAUGAAAAAACCACAAUUUUCUCGAACUUUUUUUGUCAUAAUAGGAUUACUUUUUUGGGUUUUCUAAUCUUAUAAAGCAAUGUUUAUCCACUUCCAAAGUUCUUUUCAACUUUAAAGUCUCUAUUGAUUCGAGUUUACGUUGAUCAAAAAGUUUUCGAAUGCUCAAACAUAAAGUACAGCUCCUUCUUUACCCUCAAUAUCACUCAUUUCUGAACAUCUUUUUUAGGAAUAUUCUAAUCAAAGGCGGGAAUGCGGUGGAUUCGGCGAUUGCAUCACUGUUGUGCAUUGGAGUGGUUAAUCCGCAGAGUUCUGGUAUCGGCGGCGGCUUCAUCAUGACUGUGUAUAAUACGUAAGCUUCCUAUAACUACUCUGUUUAAUCUCCAUAUGAUGGAUUUGCAUAAUUUGGAGCAUGUUAUUCAUCGAGUUUGAGUGAUUCGAGGUGUUUUUACGAAUUGUCAUCAAAAAAUUUAUCAAAACUAAUCUUGAAAUAAGGUCUUGAAGAUUUUUGAGUGAGAGUUGACCAAGACAUUCAUGAUUCCCAGGUCGAGAUUUUCAAAAAUUUUUUAUGUAUGAUCGGAGGUCGGCUACAAUCGUCCGACAAAAAGAGGUUUGAAACACCUUUCUGUAAAACCAAUAUAGGACAAAAAACGUUUAAACUUCGUGCCGGUAUUGUGUCUAACCAAUCCUGACCGAUUCACCACCGAACCGGACGAUCAUGGCGCACAGGCAAUUUGUCUAGCGCAAUAAAGUUGAAGUUGAAAGUUAAAUUACCAUAAUACCUCGGCUACUGCUACCAAUUUCAAGCUAACCCUUUCAGCGUUUGACCUGUUAAUUAUUUAGAACCCAUAUGCAAAAUUUUGCGCAAAUCUGAAUGAAUCUCAUGCAAGACUCUUUAUUCAAACAAAGUACAGGGUGUUUCAAGAAAUUUGGAACAAAUGAUUUGCUUAUAUCUUUGUGUUCUUUGCAGCUAUCAACGAAUAUCUUUUUGCUUCUAAAAAUUGACAGCGUGCGUUUUUAGAAUCUCAAAAAAAUUUUUUUUUCGUCGGCGGAGGGCCCAUUUCUCGGCGGAGAAAAUUAGGGCCUUUUUUAAAAAUCACAGCGUAUUACGUGGCGGAAACGCCGUUGCAACGGCUGAAAUCAAGUUUACGUUACACCUCCGUCGAUUUUACGGUAUGCAUUUUUUUGUUUUCGAUUUUACGCGCACCGCGGAGGCGCGGCGGAGACUUCAGAUUUCGGCGGACGUUGUUUUGGGCCUUUGGCUGUUGCAAUUCAUGUUGGAAAAGAGGUUGGGGUGAUUUUUUGUUGUCAUCCGAUGCACAGAUGGCAAAAAUUUCGUGCUUUUUUUCCCCGGCGGAGGAUUCGGCGGAGGCUUUAUCAAAGGGUCAAAGCAGUCUUACGAGUCCGGGAAAAAUCUCAGCUACAAGAAUCCAUCAGAGCAGCAUUGUCUUUCAAAGAUUUUUGAUUUUUUUGGUCCGGCGGACAAAUCGGCGGAGUUUUGUUUUUACCCUUUGAUAAAGCCUCCGCCGAGUCCUCCGCCGGGGAUAAAAAGCACCAAAUUUUUGCCAUCUGCGCAUCGGAUGACAACAAAAAAUCACCCAAACCUCUUUUCCAACAUGGGUUGCAAAAACCAAAGGCCCAAAACAACGUCCACCGAAAUCUGAGGUCUCCGCCGCGCAUCCGCGGAAGUGCGUAAAAUCGAAAACGCAAAAAAUGCAUACCGUAAAAUCGAUGGAGGUAUUACGUAAACUUGAUUUCAGCCGUCGCAACGGCGUUUCCGCCACGUAAUACGCUGUGAUUUUUAAAAAAGGCCCUAAUUUUCUCCGCCGAGAAAUGGGCCCUCCGCCGACGAAAAAAAAAUUUUUUUGAGAUUCUAAAAACGCACGCUGUCAAUUUUUAGAAGCAAAAAGAAAUUCGUUGAUAGCUGCAAAGAACACAAAGAUAUAAGCAAAUCAUUUGUUCCAAAUUUCUUGAAACACCCUGUAAACAUUCUUUUCGACAUCAUACCGUAUUUUCAGCACAACCCAGCGAUGUUUCACGAUCGAUGCGAGGGAAACGGCGCCCAAGGCAGCGACCGAGGACAUGUUUGUAAACCAAGAUCCCCAUGGAGGAAAUGGAUCGAUUAUUGGAUUCAGAAGUAUCGCCACUCCUGGAGAAAUUCAUGGCUACAGAACGGCCUUUUUGAGAUACGGAAGUGGGAAAGUGACGUGGAAGGAGAUCUUCGAGCCGGCCAUAAAUCUGGCCAGAAAUGGAUUCCCGGUCUCGUCGAAUCUGGCCAUGGUUCUAGUAAAAAUGGAACAAUAUAUCCGGGAUGAUGAAGAUAUGAGGUAAAGAUUGGCUCAAAAAAUCGUUAAGGAGUCGUUUCUUUUUGAUCGAAUUUGCCAUUGGAUUGAAGUUACAGUAAGAUUGACCUCUGUUCUCUUUUCAGGAGAGCUUUCUUCGACCCAGCCACCAACAAACCUUACGAAGAAGGCCAAAUCAUGAAGAGAGUUCGUCUGGCCGAGACUUUGGACGAGCUGGCCAAUAGCAAAGACCCGAUCAAACUCUUCUACAAAGGUCGGUAGCGUCUUCUUACACUUUACAACCCAUUUUCAGGUGGAAUGGCUCAGACAAUUUCAUCGGAAAUCACUGAAAAUGGCGGUUUGGUGACGCCACAGGAUCUGGAGAGCUACGAAACCACGAUUUACGAGACCCCGUUGGAGAGUAACGUGUUGCCCGGGGAUCUGAUCAUGUGUGGUCCCCCUCCACCGUCCUCAUUCGCAGUGGCGGCCGCCAUUGUAGGAGUAAUGGCCGAGUUUUAUCGCGACAAAAAACCGGAUCUGGACGAUCCGCUGGUCUAUCAUCGACUAAUUGAAGCUGAGAAGUUUGCGUAUGCGCAGAGAACCCACUUCGGAGACAGUCAUUUCGUGAAGACCGACCUGGUCUACAAUAUGACCACUCCGUAAGUUGUAUCAGCUAAAAUAUUUCUUACAAUCUUUCUCUAAACAAUGUCAUCGUUCCAGAGAAUUUGCUAAAUGGGUCGCCGGAAUGAUCAAAGAAGAAGCACAACCCAUGGAAUAUUACUCCAGGAACUUGACCGGUCACGUUCCCGAUCAUGGAACCUCUCAUGUCACUUCAUUGGACCCUCAGGGAAAUGCUGCGUCUGUCACAAGUACGGUAAACCAACUUUUGGGUGCUGUGAGGAUAUCUCAAUCUCUGGGAAUUGUCUGGAAUGAUCAGAUGGAUGACUUCAGUACUCCUGGGGUCGCCAAUGGCUUCGGAUUCGCUCCAUCGCCGGCGAACUUCAUUCAGCCCGGCAAGAAACCGAUGAGUUCCAUGUCUCCGGUCAUUAUUUAUGACAGCAAGGAGGGACGGGUAAGAAUUUCAUUUGAAUCUGUAUUUUAAAUAAAAUUUUGAUAUGUUUCUGUAACGUACUCGAUAAUAACGCUACUUUUCAGGUAAAAAUGGUAGUCGGAGCCUCUGGUGGAUCGCGAAUCAUCUCCGCGGUUGCCCAGACAAUUAUCCGGUCAGUUCUCUUCGGACAGACCGUCAAAGAAGCCGUCGAUGCACCCAGAAUUCAUCAUCAAUUCAUUCCAUUCAAUGUGGAGUUCGAGACAACUCUCCCGGAGAAGAUUGUCAGUUCUUUGGCCAAUGAUUACAAACAGACGAUGACUGGGAAUACCACCAAACAGCACAGUGUGGUACAGGCAUUGAUUCAUGAUGCAGAUGGAUUCAUUCACGGAAACAGCGACUUCAGAAGGAAAACAGCCACAUAUCCGGCCGGUUUCUAA
Bursaphelenchus xylophilus (pine wood nematode) is the source of this 4634-nucleotide messenger RNA. NCBI's taxonomy places the organism in Eukaryota, Metazoa, Nematoda, Chromadorea, Rhabditida, Aphelenchoididae. The record is from the annotation of a GenBank genome assembly.